AUGGCCUUAGAUCCCACGCCCUCAUCCCCUACCGACUCUAUCAACAUAGACGUUCUUGAGGCUGAGAUCACUCGCCUAAAGGAAAACAUUGCAGGAAAAGACGAAACUAUUCAAAAACUCUCCAAACAACGGCGGACGGAAGAGGAACUUCGAGAGGAAGUUGAGUCGAUGCAAGAGAACCUCUUGCUGAUUGGCCAAGAACAUGUGGAAGCGAAAGAGAGAAUCAAGGUCCUAGAGGCGGAAAAGAAACAGCUCCUAGUUAGGAUUGUUGAGCUUGAGAAAGGAGCAGAAGAUGCCAAGGUUAACUCGAACGCACAAGCAGAGCUUAAUGAGCUCCAGCAAGAGUAUGACGAGCUCAAGUUCAAGGCUUCCACUCUUCAUACCGAUCUUGCGGCAGCGCAGGAGCUUGCUCAGAGCCGAUUCAAAGACCUCACAGAACUCCGAGCCAUUCUUCAAAAGGCCCAGCCUGAACUCAAGAGCCUUAGACAAGAGGCCGCUCUCCUGAAGACAACCAAAGAGGAGCUAAUGAAGAAGGUCGCGGAAAUCCGCGCCCUCGAGAAGAAGGAGAAGGAGCUCAGGAUGGACCUUAAUCGUGCUCAGAGAUUCACGGCGGACCGGGAGGCAGAAAUCAAAAUUCUGAAAGAAAAGGUAUCAGCAGAGACAACUAGCCGUCUCCGACUAGAGGAUGUAAACCGUGCGAUAGGACGAGAUCUCAGACGAUCAGAAGCUGAGAAGGUCGAGAUUAGUGCUAAGGAGGAGAAGACACAGCGCGAGCUCAAGCAGCUACGGGAAUUACAGCCUAAGAUGCGCGAACUUCAAGAGCAGGUCGAAAAGUUAGAAAUAACAAACAAACGUCUGCGCGAAGAGACCGACCUCAAGGCACAGCAGUACUCUAGCGCCCAGGGGCUUCUUGAUAGCAUGCGAGACCAAACUACCGAGCUAACGGUGCAGCUACGGGAAGCACGAUCUCAGGCCGAAUCGCUCGAGGAGGAGCUCGCCGAGGUCCAACGCAUGCUCGGCGAGCGCGCACGUGAGGGUGAGACCAUGAGGCGUCUCCUUGCCGAUGUUGACGACCGUGCAGAUGGCCAAGUCAGAGACAUGCGCACACGUAUGGAGGCCGCCAUCGAAGAGCGCGAUCGAGCAGAAGAGGAGUCAAGCGCCCUGGGAAGGCGUAAAGCCAGGGAGACGGAAGAUCUACGUCAAAAGGUUCGCGAACUUGAGCGUGAAAUCAAAUCCCUCGCAAACGUAAAAGAUGAGCUGGAACAACGCGAGCGAGAGUGGAAGAGACAGCGUCAUGAACUCGAGAGUGUCGAACAGAAAGCCGACACCGAGGUUGCGGAAGCGCGCGCUGCAGUAUCAGACAUGAAAACAGCCCUAGACGCCUCGGAGAGACAGGUCAGCGACGCAGAAAGGCAAAAGAUGGAGCUUCGGAGGCUACUUGAAGAGGCCAGGCAAAAGCACGACCGCAUAGCACGGGACCUCAAAUUGGCCCAGGCCAAGGCGUCAAGCGGCAGUGUAGGUGGGCGCACGUCGAUCGAGUCAGCGCGAUCCGGGUCCUCGGUAGCGGGCCCGUCGCCAGGUACUCCCGAUGCUAUGUACCUAAAAACGAUCCUCUUACAGUUCUUGGAACAGAAGGAUAAUAGGCUUAGGGCACAAUUGGUCCCCGUCCUUGGGAAGCUGCUUCGAUUUGACCAGUAA
Messenger RNA from Parascedosporium putredinis, 1698 nucleotides. Lineage: Eukaryota; Fungi; Ascomycota; Sordariomycetes; Microascales; Microascaceae. The record is from the annotation of a GenBank genome assembly.